AACAUACUCCGAUUUUACACUGAUUUAAGUAAAGUGCGAACUUUUGUUGAAAACAGUUUUAGUUGAUUUUUAACCUUAGCACUGACACCAGAAAGAUUAUUAUUAUUUAGAAAUGGUUUGCGGAAAAGGACGAGAUGGACAUUUUCCUGCGUGUCCAAGUGCCUUUAUGAUGAACAGAGAUCGCCUGAAUAAUCUGAUUGAUUCUAAAAUGCGAGAGCUCGCUGAGUUGCGCUCUCAGCUCGUAAUGUAUAAUGCUGAGGUUACCGAAAGGAGCAAUGCCAUUCCUGAUUAUGCAGAGGUCCAGCGCCACGAUGCCAAUUUGGAUUCGGCUCGAGUAGUGGAACCGUUAUCGCAAUGGUCAUCUCAGAACAGGAAUGAUAAUAUCAAAGGAAUGAGGGACGAAUUAAAAGAAUACGAAGACCUUGUUAACGAGCAGAAACGCGACAUCCAGAAUUGCAAGCGAAAGGUUCGCUCACUUUGCGGAGUCAGGAUUCCAAUUCCGUAUGACUUGGAGGGACUCAUGAUAGACGGUGAAGAUGACCAGUAAAUUUAGGCCAUAAUGAUUAUUCAAUGGUUACUUAUGUGUGUCAACGGUACUGGUUCCUGAAAGUGUGAAAUUAUUCAUUUCCAACUCUGUCUAAAAUUAUUACUAAAAUUGAAUUAUCUAUUUCCUGAUUAACUUUAUAAAGAAUUAUCACUAUCAUUACAACCCUCA
Messenger RNA from Folsomia candida, 715 nucleotides. RefSeq lists its product as uncharacterized. Lineage: Eukaryota; Metazoa; Arthropoda; Collembola; Entomobryomorpha; Isotomidae. The record is from RefSeq and is a predicted model, not a curated record. The coding region runs from base 113 to 547 and encodes 144 amino acids. The transcript is spliced from 6 exons.